AUGGCUGCCACGUUCUUCUCCGUCCUGUCUCUUGCGACAGCUGCCGCUGCUUCCAGCGUGCUUCAGCUCAAUGGUACUUCCUACUAUACACCGGAUCUGGUAGAAGCCACACUUGAGGGCGAUGCACUUGUCCAGAAGACCACCCCGUUCACAUUCCUUGAGUUUGCGGAUGCAGCUUGUUCAGAAGCAGACGUUUCAGCUCUCGUUGGAAACUUUCUUACCAAGGAUGAUGUCUUCACCGAGCCGUUCCUGGCUACAGUUCUCCUGUCCACAGAAUCAGGAGCUCCUGUUGAGCUGGCUGAAGAUGCCAAAUCCUACCUGGAGCAGUCUGCUGUCCUUCAUGGUUCGUUGAACGGAACACUUCGACCAGGUCCUUACUUCCUCCACCCUGACGGCACCAUCACCAAAGCGUACAGACUUUACGCAGAUCCAAACUUCGCUUUUGUGGAGUCGGUCACGGCUGGUGAAGAUGGGGCAUAUGUUCCAGUGACAGGCUCGACCGGAGAUCGCGCAAAUGGCGGCGUCAGUGUUGCAGUGCCUUCUCGACUAUACUACCCACCACCAAGCGAAGAACGCCCACUCGAGGGUAAGAGAUUAGGCGUCAAGGACAUCUUCGAUAUCAAAGGCAUCCGAACGUCUGCUGGCUCGAGAUCUUACUUCGCAUUAGACAAGAUUGCGAGCGAGACGGCUCCAUCUCUACAGGCGCUGGUGGAUCUAGGCGCUGUAUUGGUUGGAAAAACGAAGACGACCCAGUUUGCUCUCGGUGAGGCUCCGACAGUCGACUAUGUGGAUCAGCUUGCUCCAUUCAAUCCUCGUGGCGAUGGCUAUCAGAACCCACAAGGUUCGUCAAGUGGCACAGGUGCCGGUGUGGCUUCCUACGAAUGGCUUGACUUCGGAACUGGAUCAGAUACGGGAGGAUCCGUACGCUUGCCUUCCAUGCAGAAUGGUCUUUUCGGCAUGAGGACUUCCAGCCAAGCUCUGCCUGUCGACGGGAUUGCUCCGAUCACGCCAGUCUUCGACACACCCGGCCUUCUUGCGCGGUCUGCCAGCCUUUUGAAAACGGCAUACGGCGCAUGGCUGCCAGCUGCCCCUUACUCAUCCUACCCGAAACGGAUUCUUCUACCAGAAGAGUUCUGGCCGCCAGUUAACGCGACCAGCUCCGCCAACGAAACGUUCUCGACCUUUCUCAAUUCCCUGUCAGACUUCCUCUCGGCGCCUCUCGAGUCUAUCGGCCAGAACGAUUCUUUCAUCGCCCAUACCGGCCACCCCGCCGGAGUCUCCUGGCUCAGCAACUCAUACUCCAACAUCACCAAGUACGACCAAGUAAGGCUCGUGCGUGACCCCCUCGUGGCCGAGUACCAAGCCAAGUACGACGGAGCCUAUCCAUUCUUUAAUCCAGUAGCGAUGGUUGAAUGGGCUUGGGGCGAGCAGGUCACACCAGAAGGCUACGAAUCCGCUCGCUCCCGCGUCAAGACGUACGAAGAGUGGUUCAGGAGCCAGCUCGUGCCGACCUGCGAGGAAGCCAUUGUCGUGUACCCCAUGGGAGCUGGCAAUCCCUUGUACAGGAAUGUCUACCGUGCCCCACCAACACUGUUUGCAGGCGCCUAUUCGGGGAAUCUGCAAGCUGUGUACGCUGGGUGUCCGGACAUUACCGUUCCCAUUGGAACCAAUACGUACAAUUCGACGAUCUCGAAGAGGGUGGAGGAGCUGCCUGUUACGGUCGGGAUCAUUGCUGGCGCGGGCUGUGAUACCAUGUUGACGGACCUGGUGGCGGAGCUCGCGGAGAAGGGUGUCAUUGUUGGAGAAGUCAAGACUGGCAAAACGCUCUAUUGA
Cyphellophora europaea CBS 101466 is the source of this 1833-nucleotide messenger RNA. RefSeq lists its product as uncharacterized. Lineage: Eukaryota; Fungi; Ascomycota; Eurotiomycetes; Chaetothyriales; Cyphellophoraceae. The record is from RefSeq and is a predicted model, not a curated record. The coding region runs from base 1 to 1833 and encodes 610 amino acids. The transcript has 2 exons.